UUCAGGUGACCCUUAGGCAAAUAAACUAUUAGAAAGGCCCCAGAGGACAUUUUUUGCAGCAGUGGUCACUCCCUGAAUCCAGGCAAGGACGGGGAGGAGUCUGUGCCGUGGUCCCUCCCCUUCUCCAAGUAAACUUCGUCCCCACAAGUUCCGCGGCAGGAUUUCCAAGCGCCAGGAGCAGCUGCACUUCCUGAGCUUUCCUCAUGGUUUCGGUGACCAGAUCCGUGUUUGGGGAGCUGCCCUCGGGGGAAGGGACAGUGGAGAAGUUCCGGCUGCAGUCAGACCUGCUGAGAGUGGACAUCAUUUCCUGGGGCUGCACCAUCACGGCCCUGGAGGUCAAAGACAGGCAGGGCAGAGCCUCAGAUGUGGUGCUUGGCUUUGCCGAGUUGGAAGGCUACCUCCAGCAGCAGCCCUACUUUGGAGCAGUGGUCGGCAGGGUGGCCAACCGCAUUGCCAAAGGAACAUUCAUGUUAGACGGGAAGGAGGUCAAGCUGGCCAUCAACAACGGGCCCAACAGCCUGCAUGGAGGCAUCAGAGGGUUUGAUAAGGUCCUCUGGACCCCUCAGGUGCUGUCAAAUGGCGUCCAGUUCUCACGGGUCAGUCCAGAUGGUGAGGAAGGUUACCCUGGGGAGCUGAAAGUCUGGGUAACUUACACACUGGACGGCGGGGAGCUUGUGGUCAACUAUCGCGCCCAGGCCAGUCAGACCACGCCAGUCAACCUGACCAACCAUUCUUACUUCAACCUGGCGGGCCAGGGUUCCCCAAAUAUCUAUGACCACGAAGUCACUAUAGAAGCUGAUGCUUUUUUGCCUGUGGAUGAAGCCCUGAUUCCUACAGGAGAGGUUGCUCCAGUGCAAGGGACUGCAUUUGACCUGAGAAAGCCGGUGGAGCUUGGAAAACACCUGCAGGAGUUCCACGUCAGUGGCUUCGACCACAAUUUCUGUUUGAAGAGAUCUAGAGAAAAGCAUUUUUGUGCUCGGGUCCACCAUGCUGGAAGCGGGCGGGUACUGGAAGUGUACACCACCCAGCCCGGGGUCCAGUUCUACACGGGCAACUUCCUGGACGGCACCCUGAAGGGCAAGGGUGGAGCAGUCUAUCCCAAGCACUCCGGUUUCUGCCUCGAGACCCAGAGCUGGCCUGAUGCAGUCAAUCAGCCCCACUUCCCCCCUGUGCUGCUGAGGCCUGGUGAGGAGUAUGACCACACCACUUGGUUCAAGUUUUCUGUGGCUUAAGGAAGUGCAAAGAUAUAACCUGCUCCAGAGCCAGGCUGGGAGCCCCUUCAGCUGCUGCCUGUCUUCUAUUCAGAAAUGAGACGAAGAUUUAGAGGCUUUAAAAAUGAUCCUGUGAUUUAAAAUCAUACAAAUGGUCGCUGCUAUGAUAUCAAUCAAUAACCAGUCUGAAUAUUGAUUUCCUUCCCAAUGAUUGGCUCCAGGCCAGGUCUAAUGACCAGCUCUAUUCUCUGUGUUGUUAAGAGGACCCAACUACCGAUCAUCACCCAAGCUCUAAUCCUAGCCCAGAAAUGGCACCUGGACCCCGUGCCCGAUGGGAUCCAUCUCACCACUGUGCCUCUUUCUUUUCUGCUUUUCACCCCUCUUUUCUUCCGAGUCUACUCUCUCAUUCCUUUUUUCCCCUUUUUAUAAAAAGCAUCCGCCUGAGUUUAACUGUCUCUGAGCCUUAGAAGCGGGGUGACUUAAAGUACAAGAAAGAAUCUGUAAUUUUGAUUCGGUGCCUUUGGAGUUAACUGAGAAAGCCCAGCCCAGACCAGCCAAGGCGGGGAAGGAAGCCAUUGGGCAUCAGGAGCUACCGUCAGGAGCUGUGUCUGUGAGGACAGGGCCUUGCAUGGCGACGGCACACCGCACCUGGAACAGAUGUCGUGUUAUGUAGAUGAGGUGGGGGCUCCCUCUUUUCCUGAAGAGUCGAAUCAUCAGUGAUGGGUAUGGGUUGGUGGCUUUUAAAGAAAUGUUUUUUAUAUACUAGCAAUCAGUUGAAAUUAAAAAACACAAAAAACUUGCACCUU
Molecule: messenger RNA, 2017 nt
Organism: Phyllostomus discolor (pale spear-nosed bat)
Lineage: Eukaryota; Metazoa; Chordata; Mammalia; Chiroptera; Phyllostomidae
Gene: GALM
Product: galactose mutarotase
Exons: 7
Coding region: 204-1232 (342 amino acids)
Biological process (GO): beta-D-galactose catabolic process via UDP-galactose, Leloir pathway; glucose metabolic process
Molecular function (GO): carbohydrate binding; aldose 1-epimerase activity
Source: RefSeq, a predicted model, not a curated record